GGAGCGGGGCGCUGCGCCACACGGUGGGGCCGGAAAUUCCCGCGGCCCGAGUGGAGGAGCCGAAGCCGAGAGCGCGGCACCGCCUUCCACCUCCCCGGGCCGGGCGGGGGCGUCGGGCCCAGCGAGGGCUGGGCUGGGCUGCUUGAGUGGGGGCGGGGGGCCGCGUCUGCGAGGAGCUGCGGCGCGGGCGGGCGGGGAGCGAGACGACGCUGCUGCUCGAGAGCCGCUCGGCGAGCUAGGAGACCCUGCGCCCCGGCUCCUGGGCCCCCGCCCCCUCGCUGUCUCCGCCUCCUUCCCUCACACACCCCCGGGCCGCCGGAGCCCCAGGCCUUCCCGGCGCUCCUGCUCCUUCUCUUCACAUUCGCCCUCCGACCCGGUCCUCCAGCCGCCCGCCGGCCUUGCUUUGCUCCCUGCCGGGCGAGUCCUCGUUCUCAGACUCUCCUUACACACACACACACACACACACACACACACACACACGCUUGCCGAGCCGCCACUCCUCACGGCCCCCCAUCUCCUCGUCCUAGCUGACGCCGCCGUCGGGGGAGGAUUGAUGUCCCUUCAGCAUCAUGCAGCCGCCGCCGAGGAAGGUGAAAGUUACACAAGAACUGAAGAACACUCAAGUUGAGCAGAUGACAAAACUUCAAGCCAAACAUCAAGCAGAAUGUGAUUUACUUGAAGAUAUGAGGACAUUCAGUCAGAAGAAGGCUGCCAUUGAAAGAGAGUAUGCACAGGGUAUCCAGAAGUUGGCUAGUCAGUAUCUGAAGAGAGAUUGGCCUGGAAUAAAAGCUGAUGAACGGAGUGAUUACAGGAGCAUGUAUCCUGUUUGGAAAUCUUUUCUUGAGGGAACAAUGCAGGUAGCCCAGUCUCGGAUCAAUAUAUGUGAAAACUAUAAAAACUUCAUUUCUGAGCCUGCAAGGACAGUGAGAAGCUUAAAAGAACAGCAACUAAAAAGGUGUGUGGACCAGUUGACAAAGAUCCAAACUGAAUUACAAGAGACUGUGAAAGAUUUAGCUAAAGGCAAAAAGAAGUACUUUGAGACUGAACAGAUGGCUCAUGCAGUACGAGAGAAAGCUGACAUCGAAGCAAAAUCUAAACUUAGUCUUUUUCAAUCAAGAAUCAGUUUACAGAAAGCAAGUGUAAAGUUAAAAGCCCGGCGAUCUGAAUGUAAUUCUAAAGCUACCCACGCAAGAAAUGAUUAUCUUCUUACAUUAGCAGCAGCAAAUGCACACCAGGAUCGCUACUAUCAAACAGAUUUAGUUAACAUUAUGAAGGCUCUUGAUGGAAACAUAUAUGAUCACCUGAAGGAUUAUUUAAUAGCCUUCAGCCGGACUGAGCUAGAGACAUGCCAAGCUGUGCAGAACACAUUCCAGUUUUUAUUAGAAACCUCCAGCAAGGUGGUACGGGACUAUAAUCUUCAGCUGUUUUUACAAGAGAAUGCUGUAUUCCACAAGCCCCAGCCCUUCCAGUUCCAGCCAUGUGACAGUGAUACUAGCCGACAAUUAGAAUCAGAAACUGGGACCACAGAGGAGCACAGUCUAAACAAGGAGGCUCGAAAAUGGGCCACCCGUGUGGCACGUGAGCACAAAAACAUUGUUCACCAACAAAGGGUUCUAGAUGAUCUGGAAUGUCAUGGAGUUGCAGUGUCAGAACAAAGCCGGGCAGAGUUGGAACAGAAAAUAGAUGAAGCUAGAGAAAAUAUUCGUAAAGCAGAGAUAAUUAAGUUGAAAGCUGAAGCCCGGCUGGACCUGCUAAAGCAGAUCGGUGUUUCUGUGGACACGUGGCUGAAGAGUGCAAUGAAUCAAGUAAUGGAAGAACUGGAAAAUGAACGAUGGGCUCGCCUUCCUGCAGUGACCAAUAAUGGCACUUUACACUCGCUUAAUGCAGAUCCUGAAAGAGAAGAAGGAGAAGAGUUUGAAGACAACAUGGAUGUUUUUGAUGACAGCAGUUCCAGCCCAUCUGGCACCUUAAGAAAUUAUCCACUUACCUGCAAAGUUGUUUAUUCCUACAAGGCUUCUCAACCAGAUGAGUUGACCAUUGAGGAACAUGAGGUGUUAGAAGUGAUUGAAGAUGGAGAUAUGGAAGACUGGGUAAAGGCUCGAAAUAAAGUUGGCCAAGUGGGUUAUGUGCCAGAAAAGUACCUACAGUUUCCCACCUCGAACAGUCUACUGAGCAUGCUGCAGUCCUUGGCUGCUUUGGACAGUCGGUCCCACACAUCCAGCAAUUCCACGGAGGCCGAGCUCGUUUCAGGCAGCCUCAACGGAGAUGCCAGUGUCUGUUUCGUGAAAGCACUUUAUGACUAUGAGGGCCAGACAGAUGAUGAAUUAUCCUUUCCUGAGGGAGCAGUCAUCCGAAUCUUGAACAAAGAAAACCAGGAUGACGAUGGCUUCUGGGAAGGGGAAUUCAGUGGGCGGAUUGGAGUUUUCCCAUCGGUGCUAGUGGAAGAACUUUCAGCCUCAGAGAACGGUGAUACUCCGCGGGUGAGAGAGAUUCAGAUCUCUCCUUCUCCCAAGCCACCGGGCUCCCUGCCUCCACUGCCGUUAUAUGACCAGCCUCCCAGCAGCCCUUACCCCAGCCCAGAGAAGAGGAGCUCCCAGUACUUCCCACGCUCUCCUUCAGCAAAUGAAAACAGCUUCCUUGCCGAGUCACCGGGAUUCUCACGGGCACCACGGCAUACUCCUGAGACCUCAUAUGGCAAACUGCGACCCGUCCGGGCAGCUCCCCCUCCACCUACACAGAACCACCGAAGGCCAGCAGAGAAGAUUGAGGAUGUAGAAAUCACACUGGUGUGAUGAUGGGUUUACCCAUCCAUUACUGCUACAAUCAAGGCCAGGCUUGGCGUUUGGCCAUUCUUGUUCUUUAGGCACCUUUGCAUGAUGAUGACUCUUGAACAGAGUGAAAACAAGGAGGAUUAUGUGACUGGGUGGCCUGGUGGACUCCUCCCACGUUUUGAAUAUUUUGUGCCUUUUUUUGUUGUCAUUUUCUAGGUCAUCUCUCCUACCAUAGCACAAAUCCUAGUGGGCCCUAGAAACAGAGGGGGACAGCCCUCAUGCCUGUCAGUGGCCCAUUUUUAUAUGAGACUCAAGACCAGGCCUCAUUCAGGGCACAGUCACAGAGAAACUGAUCAUGUGCACUCGUACAGUAUAUUACUGUGGCCACAAGGAUGUGGCAAAGAUCCUCAUCUUUCUUCAAGUGGCUUUUGCUCGUCUGAUUGAGUUUAAUCAGAUCAUGUCGGCUGCAUAAGGAACUAGAAGGAGGGAUUUCAGGAGGGGCUGGCUCCUCCCCACAGUUAGUCCCCAGACUGAGAAAGUGAAACCUUACUGGGAAGAAGUGGACCGCCCUGAGUUUAUGCCAGUUGCUUUAAUGCACAUCUCUUCCACAGCUAACAGAUUGAAAACAGUAACAGUGUCCUUUGUAUUAAUAUUUACGCCAUUCAUUUAGUGUUAGUGGAGCUAAUAUGGAGGGGCUGAACCGAUAGCCAAAUCUUGUCCAUCACGUAGACUAAUAGAAAGGAGGCUGAGGCUGAAGCAGAAAUGGAGCUUCCAGAUCUGAAAUGAGCCAAUUUAAUGUUCUUUUUGUAUUUGGGUAUUUUUCAUCUUAAUUUUUGCAGCAUAUAUUCUUCUGACCAACAUCUUUAGAAUCUGAAUGUCUAGAUAAAUUGGGGACACACACUUGCCUUGUUGAGCUUCUCUCCUGGGGAGGCCCCUCAUGUUGUUUUAUUCCCAAGCCGGUGCACGAGCCCAGUCAGCCAGCCUGUGGCUGCCCGAGACGGGUGGCCACCCCCCACAGGGUCCCCCUGGCCUGACAUUGCCUUGGGAGGAAGAACCUGUGGCUCAUGGAGGAAACCAGCUUCCUGUGAAAAAGGACUAAAGGACUGCACACCGUGCACAAGUGCAAACGGACAAGGAAAAAACAAGUUCUCCAUGUCACAAGGAGAGCCAAGAGUAGUGUUCUCCACAGGCUAGCGAGCUCACGGUGGCAGGUGGCCCAGAGUAGGUCUCUGUUGGCGGGCCACCUCCUGUGGAAGAACGGGAGUGCCGAACCCAGGGACAAGGGCUUUUUUUUUUUUUUUUUUUUUUUGCCAGUUGCGGUUUUUUUUUUUAGAAAUCAGAUUUGCAGAAUUCAAUCUAAAAGUUGUAUUAUGCUUUGAAAACUCCAUCCCUCCUAAGAAUCUUUAAAAACUUGAAAUGCUCGCCAAAUGUCCCCAUGGGAUUUUUGACCAAAUGUCAGGUUACAACUGAAGAAAUCUUCAGUUAGUCGUUUGAUCACUUCAGUGACAGUACCCAGUGACAAGUCUUCUCUGUGAUUUGGGGUUUUUGUUUUGUUUUUUUGCAUUUCUUAACCUGUUGAUCUAUUUGAGGUCUUUUUGUGUUUAUCAAACUUAUUCUUAAGUUUAAAAAAAAUUAAAAGGGUGGCUUUUUUAAGAAUUUAAAGUUCUCUGACAAUUUAAAAAUCUUCAAAGCACUUUAAACAAUCUUCCAAGUGCUUGAAUCAGGCCGUUCUCGCUACCCAGUCUUGUCUUCUCUCUUUAGCUAGCCAAAUUGUCCUUGAAUCUGGAUUUUCCACAUUCUCAGAGGUUAUUUGAAAUCUUUUGUUAUAUUUUAAAAUAUUUUUUGGAAGAGCUGCUGAUUUUAUUUUAAAAAAAAACAAAAGUUGUAAAAAUAUGCCUCCUUUUUAAAAAGAACCCCUCCCUCCAGGACAUGUAAUCCAGCAUCACAGUGCACAGGGCCAGGCUCGGAGGGAGUGCCUCUGUGCAGAUGUGCUUUCUUUACAGUGGCUGUAAAAAGUUUGUAUUUAUUAUGUAUAAAAUGUUGAAUAAUAAAAAAAAAAUGGAAUUAA
This is a messenger RNA of Mirounga angustirostris (Northern elephant seal), 4839 nucleotides long. RefSeq names its product FCH and double SH3 domains 2 (gene FCHSD2). Gene Ontology annotation, biological process: regulation of actin filament polymerization; neuromuscular synaptic transmission. The transcript is spliced from 20 exons. The coding region runs from base 570 to 2792 and encodes 740 amino acids. The record is from RefSeq and is a predicted model, not a curated record. Gene Ontology annotation, cellular component: recycling endosome; neuromuscular junction. NCBI's taxonomy places the organism in Eukaryota, Metazoa, Chordata, Mammalia, Carnivora, Phocidae. Gene Ontology annotation, molecular function: protein binding.